Molecule: messenger RNA, 2139 nt
Organism: Parnassius apollo (apollo)
Lineage: Eukaryota; Metazoa; Arthropoda; Insecta; Lepidoptera; Papilionidae
Source: the annotation of a GenBank genome assembly
AUGAAUGAUGUUCGUGACAAAGUGUCUGCCGGCUCCUCGAAUUGGGAGGGUGGCGCUACCCAUAAUGAAUCUUCACUUGAACUGCAGUCAUCAUCUAGCGUUGGUGGAGAGGCCCCCCAGACACCGGGUGCGCCAGCGCCUUUAGCACCGCAUCUUGCAGCAGAGCUGCAUCCGGAUCUCUUGCAACAGGGUUGGCGCAAAUAUUGGUCUAAACGAGAGAAUAGACCGUACUUUUGGAAUAAAAUAUCGGGCGAAUCAAUGUGGGAACUACCAGCAGUAAAGAGAGAUUUUGAUCCUAUAACAGAUCCUUUAGGCAUUUGUCACACUGGCCCUCCUCCAGCAGGUAAUGUUACUCCGAGUGCGAGUAAACGACGCCCGUCUGAAGAUAAUGGUCCUCCACCAAAGAAAUUCGUUUUAGCUGGCCCUUGGGAUAUUGAAGUACCAACCAAUGUAGUUAUUUAUGAACGUCCACCAACUAUUUGUCCACAUCCCCAUCCUGAAAUUGAAGGAUUUAGGUUUACAUUAGCAAAUAAACUGAGACAGUGUUAUCAAGAGCUUUGUCAUACAAGGGAAAGCAUAGAUGCACCAAAGGAUUCAUUUAAUCGCUGGUUAAUGGAAAGGAAGGUCAAUGACCAAGGAGGUUCUGAUCCUCUGUUACCAAGUCAUUGCUUUCCUGAAAUAUCCAGGUCAAUGUACGAAGAAAUAAUGAAUGAUAUUCCUAUAAAGUUAACUCACCCUAAGUUUACUGGUGAUGCACGGAAGCAACUGUCUCGAUAUGCAGAAGCUGCGAAAAAAAUGAUUGAAUCAAGAAAUGCAUCACCGGAGAGUCGUAAGGUAGUGAAAUGGAAUGCAGAGGAUACAUUCCAGUGGCUUCGACGUACUGUUGGCGCUACAUAUGAUGAUUUUCAAGAUCGAUUGGCGCAUUUAAGGAGACAAUGUCAACCCCAUUUAGCUGAAACAGCAAAAGCGUCAGUAGAGGGUAUUUGCUUGAAAAUCUAUCAUCUAUCAGCAGAAUAUGCAAGAAAAAUUCGUGAAAAACAUAGCUUUCUAUUGAAAGAAAAUGGAAUUCAGGAGCUGGCGGCGCCGCUGCAGCAGGCGGCGCUGCGCAAGGUGUGGUGCUACCCGGUGCAGUUCGCGCUGCCCGCGCCGCGCCCGCCGCUCGUCGAGCACUUCCUCGACCGCGACCAGGCGCUGCUGCGGUACCUCGGCGAGACGCAGAUGAUCAAUGCCACAUAUCUCCAGAAACUUGAAUGCUUGUAUAGAUAUAGCUGCUUUGAUGACAAGAAAUUUGAGCAGUUCUUGUCUCGUGUAUGGUGUCUACUGCGGCGUUAUGCGGCCUGGGUGGGUGCCGGCUCUGAGGCGCAUCUCACACAGAUGUCGUUGCCUGUACCGGUGCUCGAAUGUUUGCACCGCUGCUUCGGAGUCACCUUCGAGUGCUUCGCCAGCCCUCUAGACUGUUACUUCAGGCAAUACUGCUCGGCGUUCGCUGAUACCGAUUCUUACUUCGGUUCGAGGGGGCCGUUCCUGGAGCUGCGGCCGGUGUCGGGGUCGCUGGUGGCGCACCCGCCGUAUUGUGAGGAGCUGCUGGAGGCGGCGCUGCGCCACAUGGAGCGCCUGCUGCAGGACUCGGCCGAGCCGCUCAGCUUCGUGGUGCUGCUGCCCGAGUGGCCCGACCGCCACACGCACGCGCUGCACAAGCUGCAGGCCAGCCACUUCAAGCGCAAGCAGGUUGUUAUACCCGCGUUUGAACAUGAAUACAGACAUGGUUUUCAACACAUUCUCCCCAAGAACGAAGUAUACUUCCGCUGGGGCGGCGGCACGGUGGUGGUGUGGCUGCAGAACGCUGCGGGGUUCGCGCGCUGGGGGCCCACCGAGGAACGCGUGGAGGCGCUGCUGGACGCCUGGCGCCCGCGCGCCAAGCUGCGCUCCCCGCCAACCGCGCCCGCCCCCGCUCCCACCCCCGCGCCCGACGCCGACACGCACAACAACCACACCGCGCCCGCCACACCCAACACCCCCAACACACCCAGCACACCCAGCGCCCCGAGUACACCCAGCACACCCAGCACACCUAACACACCCAACACACUCACCACACCUACCACGCCUACCACUCCCACCACGCCAACCACGCGCUAG